Messenger RNA from Trichosurus vulpecula (common brushtail), 2932 nucleotides. RefSeq names its product LDL receptor related protein 8 (gene LRP8). The record is from RefSeq and is a predicted model, not a curated record. The transcript has 20 exons. Gene Ontology annotation, molecular function: calcium ion binding; protein binding. NCBI's taxonomy places the organism in Eukaryota, Metazoa, Chordata, Mammalia, Diprotodontia, Phalangeridae. The coding region runs from base 7 to 2793 and encodes 928 amino acids.
CCGGCCAUGGGGCGGCCCGAGCUGCUGCCGGCGCUGCUGCUGCUGCUGCAUCUGCUGGCCCCAGGGGCCGCCAAGGAGUGUGAGGAGAAUCAGUUCCAGUGUGGGAACGAACGCUGUAUCCCCUCAGUCUGGAGAUGCGACGAGGACAAUGACUGCGUGGACAACAGUGACGAGGAUGACUGCCCCAAGAAGACGUGCUCAGACAGCGACUUCACUUGUAACAACGGGCACUGUAUCCCAGAGCGCUGGAAGUGUGACGGCGAGGAGGAGUGUCCCGAUGGGUCUGACGAGGCUGAGGCCACAUGCACCAAACAGGUGUGCCCCACGGAGAAACUGAGCUGUGGUCCCUCAAGCCACAAGUGCAUCCCCUCAUCCUGGCGCUGCGACGGGGAGAAGGACUGCGAGAUGGGUACCGACGAGGUCGGCUGUGCCACAGUCUGCUCCCCCAAUGAGUUCCAGUGCAGUAACCGGACGUGCAUCGCCACAGUCUUUGUGUGUGACGGGGACGAUGACUGUGGCGAUGGCAGCGACGAGCGGGGAUGCCCGGCCCAGGUCUGCGGACCCCAGGAGUUCCGAUGCAACAGCAGCACCUGCAUCCCCGAGCGCUGGCUCUGCGACGGCCAGGCUGACUGCGAGGACCGGUCGGACGAGGUGCCUGAGCGAUGCGGGCGCCAGGCGGGCACAGCCGCCCCUGCCACCUGUGGCGCCAGCGAGUUCCUCUGUGGCAGUGGCGAAUGCAUCCAUCUGACCUGGAAGUGUGAUGGGGACGCGGACUGCAAAGACAAGUCCGACGAGGCCAGCUGUGCUGUGGUUUCCUGCCGAGCUGAAGAAUUCCAGUGUGCAGACGGGACCUGUGUCCAGGGUGCCAAGCGCUGUAACCAUGAGUUGGACUGCCCUGAUGGCAGCGAUGAGGCCGGCUGCCUGCAGGAAUCCACAUGCGAAAGUCCCAGCAAGUUUCAUUGUAAGAGUGGCGAGUGCGUGGACAGCAGCAGAGUGUGCGAUGGUCGCGCAGAUUGCCGCGACGGGUCUGAUGAGCCAAUGAAAGAAUGUGUUAUGACAGCGGCCCAGAGAAGGAAGAGGCAGCCCAGGGAGGUUAACGAGUGUGCCCACAACAAUGGUGGCUGCUCCCAUAUCUGUAAGGACCUGAAGAUCGGUUAUGCCUGUGAGUGCCCACCAGGAUAUGAGCUACUGGACAAAAAGACGUGUGGAGACAUCAAUGAGUGUGAUAACCCGGAUGCCUGCAGCCAGAUCUGUAUCAACUACAAGGGGUACUUCAAGUGCGAAUGUCACCCGGGCUACGAGAUGGACACGCUCUCCAAAAACUGCAAGGCUGUUGCAGGCACGAGCCCCUCCCUGAUCUUCACCAACCGCCAUGAAGUCCGAAGGAUCAACCUGGGCAAGCGGGACUACUCGCCCCUCAUCCCCAUGCUCAAGAACGUGGUGGCCUUGGACGUGGAGGUGGCCACCAACCGCAUCUACUGGUGUGACCUCUUCUACCGCAAAAUCUACAGUGCUUUUAUCGACAAGGCCAAUGACCGGACAGAGCAGGUGGUCCUCAUCGACAGUCAGCUGCACUCCCCCGAGGGCUUGGCAGUCGACUGGGUACAUAAGCAUAUCUACUGGACUGACUCUGGCAACAAGACCAUCUCCGUGGCCACCGUGGAUGGCGGCCGGAGGAAGACCCUCUUCAGUCACGAUCUGAGCGAGCCUCGAGCCAUUGCUGUGGACCCGCUCCAUGGGUUCAUGUACUGGUCUGACUGGGGCGACCAGGCCAAGAUUGAAAAAUCAGGCCUGAAUGGAGUGGACCGGCAGGUGUUAGUUCUAGACAACAUCGAAUGGCCCAAUGGGAUCACCCUGGAUUUGCUGAGCCAGCGUCUCUACUGGGUGGACUCCAAACUGCAUCAGCUCUCCAGCAUUGACUUCAGUGGUGGCAACCGGAAGGUCCUUAUCUUCUCUGUGGACGUUCUGAGCCACCCCUUUGGGAUUGCAGUGUUUGAGGACAAGGUGUUCUGGACAGACCUGGAGAACGAAGCCAUCUUCAGUGCCAACCGCCUGAAUGGCCUUGAAAUCUCUGUCCUGGCCGAGAACCUCAACAACCCUCAUGACAUCGUCAUCUUCCAUGAACUGAAGCAGCCGAAAGCUCCCGAUGCCUGCGAGCAGAGCUCUCAGCCCAAUGGCGGCUGUGAAUACCUGUGCCUUCCUGCCCCCCAGAUCUCCAUCCACUCCCCCAAGUACACCUGUGCCUGUCCUGACUCCAUGUGGCUGGGCCCAGACAUGAAGAGGUGCUAUCGAGCCCCUCCAUCUACCUCGACAACGACAUUGGCCUCCACCACCGUGAGGACCCCCAGCACAAACCUUCUCACCACCAGCCCUGCCUCCCUCCCAGGCCACAGGAAGAAUCAGAGCUCGGGAGAGGCCUCACAGACCUCCGGGACAUCCCCUAGUGAGCCCAGCAUCAGCCCGUCUUCACCAGGGGUUGCCACCCCAGGAAACAGCAACCACUCCCAGCACUAUGGGACCAUGGGUGGCAAGCUGGUCUCCACAGCCACGGCCGCCAUCAUUGGCAUCAUCGUCCCUGUGGCGGUCAUCGCCUUGCUGGGCAUGAGUGGCUUCCUGAUCUGGAGGAACUGGAAGAGGAAGAACACAAAAAGCAUGAACUUUGACAACCCCGUGUACAGGAAGACGACAGAGGAAGAAGAUGAGGACGAGAUCCACAUUGGGAGGGCGGCGCAGAUUGGGCACGUCUACCCUGCACGUGUGGCAUUAAGCCUUGAAGAUGACGGGUUGCCCUAAGGACGAGCACCCCUCCGUGCCUGAUGGGAUCAAACACAUGCACUGGACUCUUUCUGGACACUGGACGGAUGGACAGAUGGAUGCAUUUCUUUGCCUGGAGUUGUGUGUGUGUGUGUGUGUGUGUGUGUGUGUGUGUGUG